Messenger RNA from Sodiomyces alkalinus F11, 1509 nucleotides. RefSeq lists its product as hypothetical. The transcript has 2 exons. NCBI's taxonomy places the organism in Eukaryota, Fungi, Ascomycota, Sordariomycetes, Glomerellales, Plectosphaerellaceae. The coding region runs from base 360 to 1310 and encodes 316 amino acids. The record is from RefSeq and is a predicted model, not a curated record.
CAUAGCUCUCGGUCAUCGUAUGCUUUGUUUCAAGUCCCUCUUUAGACAAAGACACCAUGACUUCGACACGGGAUAUAUGGAAACCUCUGUCCACUGUUCCGUACUUUCGUAUCAACAUCAGCGAGACCAACAAUGGGCAGACCAUGAAAGACGGGAGAAUAAUCAGGACAAAGCAGAGACACAAAGACCGACUCUGAAACGCAUAAUCCUACCAGACGACGCAGCAGAGACGGUCCAUCUUGCGUUUGGGUGGCACAGAUAUAGAAGGGGUAAAAAAAGAAAGGAAGGGUAAAAAAAGAGGAGAGAAGAAAAAACCAAGAGAGAGAAAGAGAGAGAGAGGGAGGGAGAGUAGAAGAAGCAUGGCUGUGGACACGACAAAGCUGGGUCCUGGACAGGAACGGAAUCUCGCAUUAGUCCCCCGCCAAACUAUCGUCUGCCUGGACCAUUUCAUCACGAUAGCGAAUCACGUAUAUUCGAGUACGACGACGAAUCCAAGCACCGCGUUGAUCGAGGUGCCGAACCCUGCAUCUCGCCCCCACGCCCGACUCGAGAACCCCUCGACCCUCAUGAAACCAACCCAGUCGAAACCGCCCACGCCACCGACACGGAUCCAGCCGGGAAGGGCAGCCAAGAGGGCCAGAGCCUGUGCUGCCCGGGCCGAAGGAGAAAUGGGCUCACGGACAAAGAGGAAGAAGCCGCUCUCGACUUGGGUUUUGCCUGGCUUGUGCGUGGGGGCGGACAGGACAGCGAGUGUCGACGAAGAUUUUGUCUUGCACUUCGCCCAAGAUGGAGCAGCUCGACUGCCACAGCAGAAACAGCCGAAACAGCAGCAGCAGCAGGUCCUUCCAGUACUCCUACCAGAGGCAUCGGCUCUCGCGGGUCAGGUUCACAGGGCCGUCGAACGGGGGAAGCGGCAGCGGCAGCGUCAGCGUCAGUGGCAGCGACAGAAGAGGGCAACAUGCGCAUUCGGGCCUGCACCGUGGAUAUGCGAGGUCUGUCAGGCGGAGGAUGUGGUCAGAAGCAACGACAGGGGCUUCGCGAUGAUGACGGAGGGGCGUCACAGUCACGCCGAUCCGGGUGCUGGUAUUGGGGCGCCUGUGGCCAUGAUGACGCCCGGAUGCUGCGUAGGUGAAGAUGGCUGGGCGAGCAAGGGAUCUCAUUACGUCGACGUGGGAUGGGAGGCCGUGGAGGUUCGCGAGGACCAGGUUGUCAGGCUUGGGCCAUUGCGGUUUGUGGCGGAUAUGUGUGACGGCCAAGCCAAGUUGCUAUUCCUAUCCGGGGACUGGUCCGGGGAUUGGUCCGGGGGCUGACUGUCGUCGAUUGGGGAAGGGCAAAGAGAUGGACGCGGACUUUCGUACGAUGUGAUAUGACAACGGUAGGUACCGGCUCAGGCUACCUUACUUGUGUAUUCGGACUUCGUAAACCAUAUUUUGGCAAUAUGAUUUUAGCAUCCAUAUGAAUAAGACUCUCGUACCUGGAAUAUGAUCAGAUGACCCAGAUGACCUUUAC